This is a messenger RNA of Xenia sp. Carnegie-2017, 1086 nucleotides long. RefSeq lists its product as uncharacterized. Bases 1 to 903 code for a protein of 300 amino acids. The record is from RefSeq and is a predicted model, not a curated record. The transcript has 2 exons. NCBI's taxonomy places the organism in Eukaryota, Metazoa, Cnidaria, Anthozoa, Malacalcyonacea, Xeniidae.
AUGUUGCAGGAAAUUGGGGAUUGGGACAUCAAUGAAAACCGGUUUUUAAACAGGUUUCCUGGUUUUUUCGCAUGUCAUUUAUGGCCCACAAUCCUUUUCGCACCCUCUGGUAUAAAGCUAUGUGAUGUCAUCAAUUCAUCGUCAUUUGCGAUUGACUUGCUUUGUGCACAGAUUCGUACUACUAAAAAAAGUGAAAAUUACUUCAUUAGCGAACUAAAAUAUAUUGCAAUGGAUAAUGUUCAAUUAAACGACAUCUUUCUUUACGAAGAAACUUCAUUAAAAGUUGUUGAACAACUUGUGGCCACUGGUCAUUACGGAUCAGCGAAGAAUAUGGAAGAAAUUUUGGACAUUGCAAAAAAAAGGGCCUCUAUUGCAAAACGUCGUAUUGAACUACUCGAAAGAUCAUUUUACGACCAGAGUGCAGAAGUUGAAUAUUUAGCAUUAUGCUGUGAAGACUUUGGCGUUGGAACAACUGUUGACGAAAGUUCAGUUAAAGUUGAACAAAAUGAAGCAACAGCAGUCAACAAGUCCAUUGAAGAAACCACGGCUGUCAUUCAACAUCAAGUGACUGAAAACGCCAUUUCAAUCGUGUAUGAUGAAAUAGUUGCGGAAUUUGUUGAUGAAAUAGUUGCGGAAGUUGUUGAUGAAAUGGUAAAGCAGGUUGAGUUGGUCAAUAUUGCAUUGAAGGACUUUGCUGAGAACUCGGUUGUGCUUGGUGAUGAUGAUGAUGAUGAGCCAGAUCAACUUACUGUUGGUGGUGGAGACAUUCAAACACAAACAGUUGAUGGUGGUGAGCAGAUUUUCCAAGCUCAGCAUCCUGUUGAUGAUGGUAAAAUCACCAAAGACUUAUUUAUUCAAGUUGUUUGUGAAAUCAAAAGACGUAUCUACUCUAGCUGUUGGUGAAAUCACUGAAGACUUACCUACUCAAGUUGUUUGUGAAAUCACCAAAGACUUACCUACUCAAGCUGAUGGUGAUAUCACCGAAGACUUACCUACUCAAGUUGAUGUUGAAAUCACCAAAGACUUACCUACUCAAGUUGUUGGUGAAAUCACCAAAGACUUACCUACUCAAGUUGAUGUUGAAAU